AUCGCAUCUCUUGACACUGCUUCCGUCCCGUCGCCUCGCCGCCGCGACGAGACGACCCCGCCCCUACAAAUACACCGCCACUUUGGCCGCGUCAGCCGCCGCCACUUCCCAGAUCCCGAUGUCCCGCGCCCAGAUUCCACUCCCUUGUUGCAUCGCUACUCUGUUCCCAGCUCGGGGCCUCUGACGAGGCCCGAGGCGCAGGCGCCAACCUCCCGGCCCGCCCUAGGGUUUGGGGCUGAUCGAUCCGGCUAGGUCUUGGCGGGAGCUGCUCCAAUGGGGGAUCGGGAGGAGGACGAGGAGCUCCAGAUGGCGCUCCGCAUGAGCCUCCAGGGCUCCCCGCCGGCGCAGCCUGAGCCCAAGCGCAGCAAGCCCCCGCCCCCCGCUGCGGAGUCGCCGGAGGCAGAGGCGCGCCGGAAGCAGCGCGAGCUCAUGGCCGCCGCCGCCGAGAAGCGCCGCCGCGGUGCAGCGUCACCGGCCUCCGUCUCGGUGGCGCGGUCUCUUCUGCAGCCAGUGGUGGUGGAGUCAGCCCCCGCCCCGGAGGUCACCAAAGAGCAGGUGGAGGAGCCGGAACAAGCUGGCGUAUCUAUGGAAGAAGCGAAGGAGGUGGAGGAGGAAGAAGAAGAAGAAAAGGGGGAGGAGUUGCCUCCAGAUGUCGCUGAGAAUCUAUGGGCAAUGGUGUUUGGGAGAGGUGUUUCAAAGGCGGUCUUGGCGCAGUGGAGUAAUCAGGGCAUAAGGUUUAGCUCUGAUCCAGAAACAACUAUGGGACUUGUACAACAUGAAGGAGGUCCUUGUGGUGUUUUAGCAACCGUGCAGGCUUAUGUCCUUAAAUAUCUUCUGUUUUUUUCUGAUGACUUGAGUAAUCCAGAGAUCAGUAACCCGCUGUAUACUCUGGGACAAAGACGCUUUUAUCAGAGUUCUUUUGCUGCAGGGGAUGAUUUUUCAUCCCUUACUGAUGAUAGAAAGACAAGAGCAUUGGUUCAUGCUAUGGUGGAGAUUCUUUUUUUAUGUGGAACUGGAAAAAGAGCUGUUGUAGCAUCUGUUGCACGUGCCAAUCGUGGAAAAAUUGAUGCAGCUUUGGAAGAUCUUUCUGUCGAAUCAGCAGUGGAUCUGCAGAAAGUUCUUAAAACAAGUACAUUUACUUCAAGGAAGGAUGCAUUCAACACCCUUUUGGCUAACAUUCCUUUGUUUCAAAGUCGACUGGGAGCCAUGCUAUUUCUUAUUUCUGCUUUGCUUUCACGAGGAUUGGAAGACAUCCAAGCAGACAGGGAUGAUCCAAGCCAGCCAUUGGUCACUGCUCCAUUUGGUCAUGCUUCACAGGAAAUUGUGAAUUUAUUACUCUGUGGAGAGGCUGUUCCAAAUGUAUUUGAUGGCAAGAUGGACCUUGGUGGUGGCAUGUCCUUGAAGGGCAUACCAAACAAUGUUGAAGUUGGUUUUCUUACCCUCCUGGAAUCACUAAAUCUCUGCAAGGUUGGUCAGUACUUGAAGUGCCCAAAGUGGCCGAUAUGGGUUGUGGGAAGUGAAAGUCACUACACAGUCCUUUUUGCCUUGAACCCCAACGUUCAAGAGGAGAAUGAGCUGGAAGAGCGCGAAUCAAAAAUAAGGAGGGCUUUUGAUGCCCAAGAUCAAAGUGGAGGUGGAGGCUUUAUCAGCGUUGAGGGCUUCCAACAAGUCCUCAGGGAUACUGACAUAAAUUUUCCUUCGGAUAAACUCGAGGACCUAUGUAAUGCUGGAAUUAUAGUAUGGAGUGAAUUCUGGCAAGCAUUGCUACAGUUGGAUAAAAGGGCUGGAGGCAUGAAGGAUCCAACUGGUCUUAUGGGCAAGAAGCAAUUCACCAUCUUCCACUUCAAUGGAAUUGCCAAGUCUGUGCCGAAUGGGAAUGCAAGUGCAGGUGGUUCAUGUCCUAUACAGAGACCCAGGUUAUGCAAGCUAAAUGUCACUGUCCCCCCAAGGUGGACUCAAGAUGAGUAUCUGGCUGAUGUUGUAAGCGCAUCAACCAGCAGCAGCAAGGACGACAGUAUUCUUUCUCUAGCUCCCCCAGGUCAGACUAAUCAGCACGCACCAUUGGUGGACUGCAUUAGGACACGGUGGCCACGAGCUGUUUGUAGCUGGGUUGGAGAUGUUCCAAGCAUUGUCUGACACAGUGGAUGUCGUGUGCGCACUAGUCGCUCUAGCUAUGUUGCUCGUAACCUCGUUCUGAAGAAUCUGCUCAGAGCAAGCCACUUGGAGCUUCCUGAUUGUUCAUGCCCUGGAAAAAGGAAUCGCCCAAUUACAUGGUUUGUUCGGUCAAAAUGAGUGAUGUUUUAAAAUGCGUGUUAUUAAUCAAGGGCCUGGAUAUUCUUUUUUUUUUGCUUUUAUUGACAUUAGAUGUACACUUGAUUUAUGGAUAUGUUUUGUGUCUUGGGUUACAUUCUUUUCUGUACACAUAUAGUUUCGUUUGUGUUUAUCAUUUCAUCUGACACAGUGAGUUGUCUAGCCAGAAGCCGGUUGAGUAAACAAGGAUCAAACUUCAACGAUC
Zea mays is the source of this 2515-nucleotide messenger RNA. RefSeq lists its product as uncharacterized. The record is from RefSeq and is marked predicted. Lineage: Eukaryota; Viridiplantae; Streptophyta; Magnoliopsida; Poales; Poaceae. Gene Ontology annotation, molecular function: K48-linked deubiquitinase activity; cysteine-type deubiquitinase activity. Gene Ontology annotation, biological process: protein K48-linked deubiquitination.